Molecule: messenger RNA, 1587 nt
Organism: Aspergillus japonicus CBS 114.51
Lineage: Eukaryota; Fungi; Ascomycota; Eurotiomycetes; Eurotiales; Aspergillaceae
Product: MFS general substrate transporter
Exons: 2
Coding region: 1-1587 (528 amino acids)
Biological process (GO): transmembrane transport
Cellular component (GO): membrane
Molecular function (GO): transmembrane transporter activity
Source: RefSeq, a predicted model, not a curated record
AUGUCGUCCACAGCGGAGAAGCAAGAGCUGCGCCAUCAGCACCUGACAUUCGCAACAGAUUUAUCUUUCUUGUUGGGACCUCAUCCUGUCCCACCCCCUGACUUGAAACAUUUUAAGUCCCCUUAUGAAUGGACACGACAGUACAAAGGGGUCAUGACCGGAGUGUCAUGCAUUGCAACUCUAUUUGCCUCCUUCGCAGCGAGUUGCUAUAGUCCCGGAGCAGCUCAAAUGGAGGCCGAAUGGCAUGUCAGUCAAGUCGCUACUUUGGUCGGGAUCACGACCUUCACCAGCGGUUUCGCAAUCGGCCCUAUGUUCCUCGCCCCUUUCUCGGAGAUCUAUGGGCGGAAGCCAGUCUUCAUCGCCACUGCCAUCCUUUUCACAGUAUGUCAGGUAUGCUGCGCAGUCACGCGACUGUAUUCUGGAAUGUUGGUAGCGCGCUUCUUCUGCGGCAUUGGAGGCUCCACGUUUUCGACCAUGGUAGGCGGAAUUAUCGCGGACAUUUACCACGCCCGAAAUCGUAACGCUCCGAUGGCUCUCUUUUCCUGGGCUGCGCUCUUUGGCACCGGGCUUGGUCCCUUGGUCUGUGGGUUCAUCGGCCAGUACACCCGCUGGCGUUGGAUCUUCUACAUCCAGAUCAUCAUCGCUGGCCUGAUAACCGCGGCAGUCCUGGUCUUCUUCCGCGAAACACGCGGGCCCGUCAUCCUCCGCGAGAAAGCCCGACGAUUGAAUCAAUGGCACGAAGCCAUGGAGGCAGAUGCCGCUGCCGCUGCCGCUGCCACAGGGGGACAAACGGCCGAAGACAGAGAGAAGCAAGAGCAGAAGCGCAUGGACAUGAUUCGAUGGCAGGUGGCUGCGGAUGCGGAACGUGCUGGAAUCCUGCAACUGCUCCGGACCUCGCUGCUGCGGCCCUUCACCAUGCUUUUCACCGAGCCUGUUGUCUUCUUCUUCUCCCUUUGGGCAGCCUUCAGUUGGUCGGUUCUCUACAUUAAUCUUUCUGCCAUCCCGCUCGUCUUCGAGACCGCUUACUCGUUCUCGCUCUCAUCUGCCAAUGCCAUCUUCGCGGCCUCGUGUAUCGGCAGCACGGUGGCGCUAUCCUUAUGCCUUGUACAGGAGUCAUUGGCGACCCGCUAUUGGAACUCGAGCAAGCGAGAUCGUCAAUCUAGGUGGAACUCGGUGCCCGAACACCGGUUGUAUUUCAGCUGUGUGGAGAGCUUGCUUCUACCGCUAGGCCUUUUCCUGUUUGGCUGGUCAGCGCAGUACCAGGUGCAUUGGAUAGUACCUACUGUGGCGGUGGGAAUCUCUACUGUCGGGAUCUUCUCCAUCUAUCUCUCCGUGUUUAACUAUCUGGCCGACACCUAUCAUCGCUACGCCAGUUCCGCUUUGGCUGCCCAGAGCUUUUGUCGGAAUAUGUUGGGCGGGAUUUUUCCUCUCGUCUCUCGGCAAAUGUUCACUCAUCUAGGGUUUGGCGCCGCGGCCAGUCUGCUUGGAGGCGUAGGCAUGGCUCUGACACUCGUACCGUGGAUCCUGGUCUGGUGUGGGCCCUCCAUCAGAAGACGGAGCAAGUUGGCCCGGGAGAUUAUGGAUUGA